This is a messenger RNA of Iphiclides podalirius (scarce swallowtail), 540 nucleotides long. The record is from the annotation of a GenBank genome assembly. NCBI's taxonomy places the organism in Eukaryota, Metazoa, Arthropoda, Insecta, Lepidoptera, Papilionidae.
AUGUCUCUGCUACCGUACGUGUUGGGUUACGAGUGGAACCGACCUAGCAGACUAUUGGAUCAAGAUUUCGGUUUGGCGUUAACUCCUGACGACCUUCUUACCGCUGCUGUUAGUCCCGUUCUAUCACGGGAUUAUUUUAGACCUUGGAGGCAGCUGGCAGCCGCGGCGCGGGAUGUCGGUUCUAGCAUCAAAGCAGACAAAGAUAAAUUCCAAGUAAAUUUGGAUGUGCAGCAUUUUUCGCCGGAGGAGAUCACGGUUAAGACCGCAAACGGCUACAUCGUCGUGGAGGGCAAACACGAAGAGAAAAAGGACGAGCACGGAUACAUCUCUCGCCAAUUUGUGCGCAGAUAUGCUUUGCCCGAAGGAUGUCGCCCAGAAACCGUCGAGUCUAGACUUUCCUCCGACGGGGUGCUGACCGUCGUGGCUCCUAGACAGCAGCAGGCAGCGUUGAAGGACGAAAGAGCUGUUCCUAUUCAACAAACAGGACCUGUGCGCAAGGAAAUCAAGGAUGGCAACGCGACCCAGGAGGAAGCAAAGAAG